Molecule: messenger RNA, 2196 nt
Organism: Trichomycterus rosablanca
Lineage: Eukaryota; Metazoa; Chordata; Actinopteri; Siluriformes; Trichomycteridae
Product: extracellular calcium-sensing receptor-like
Exons: 6
Coding region: 1-2196 (731 amino acids)
Biological process (GO): G protein-coupled receptor signaling pathway
Cellular component (GO): plasma membrane
Molecular function (GO): G protein-coupled receptor activity
Source: RefSeq, a predicted model, not a curated record
AUGGAGUCUGUUUUCACUCUUUUGCAUGUGGUAAUAGCCAUUAUAAAUGUUUCCAAAGCUAAUGAAACUACUUGCAGCUUGCUGGGAGAACCUGUGUACCCACAGCUGUGGAAGGAUGGGGAUAUCAUAGUGGGAGCAAUUUUUCCCUUCCAUGGUGGCUGGAAGGUCACAGACAUGACCUAUACUAUUGUACCACCUUCAGUAAACUGCACGAGUCUGGAUUUCAAAGCUUUCCAGUAUUCACAGUCCUUGAUCUUUGCAAUUGAGGAGAUCAACAACAGCUCGUCUUUGCUGCCUGGAGUCUCACUGGGCUACGAGAUCUAUGACACCUGUAGUUCUACAGCACUGGGUGUUAAAGCAGCAAUGGCAUUGAUUAAUGGGAAUAAGAAAUCAGUUUUAGAUGAGCCAUGUACAAAGUCAGCAAAGGUUCAAGCCAUAAUAGGAGAAGAAUUCUCAUCAAUAUCCAUGGCUGUAGCAAAGAGUAUCGGACCCUUCAGUAUGCCUUUAAUCAGUCACUAUUCUACCUGUGAGUGUCUCAGUGACAAGAGCAAAUAUCCCUCAUUUCUGCGCACUAUUCCCAGUGAUUACCAUCAGAGCAGAGCACUGGCAGAGAUGGUCAAGCACUUUAACUGGACCUGGGUUGGAGCAAUAAGAAGAGAUGAUGACUAUGGUAACAAUGGGAUGGCUGCAUUUACUAAAGUGGCUGAGCAGUUGGGAAUAUGUUUGGAAUAUUCUCUUCCAUUUUUUAGAACCUACUCACAAGAAAAAGUGAUGAGAAUUGUUGAAACAAUCAAAAGCUCCACUUCUCGAGUAAUAGUGGGAUUUCUUUCUCACUGGGACCUGCAGAUUUUGAUACACGUGUUUGCUGAACACAACAUUACUGGUUACCAGUGGGUCGGAACUGAAGGCUGGGUCUCUGAUUCACUACUGGCCACACUGGACCAAUACAACGUGCUACAAGGAGCCAUAGGCCUGGCUAUUCCCAAAACAACAGUAACCGGUCUGCAGGACUUUAUUUUAGAUAUAAAACCACUCAAAUCUGUAGGCAGUGCCAUUUUUACUAUAUUCUGGGAGAUGUUGUUUGGGUGUACAUACACAAAGCAGAUCGAUUCAAAAGAAUUACCUUUGUGCACAGGAGAAGAGAAACUGUCUGAGAUGAAAAACUCUUAUACUGACAUGACCCUGAUGCCCAUUUUCAGUAAUGUGUAUAAAGGAGUUUAUGCCAUUGCCCAUACCCUGCAUGACCUUCUUAAUUGUCAACAAACCUGUGCCUCUAAGUACCAACCUGAUCUUCUCACAUUUCUGGAGCAACUCAAAAAGGUUCGAUUCAAAACCAAAGAUGGUGAAGAAGUUUAUUUUGAUAAAAACGGUGACCCCCCAGGAAAGUAUGAAAUAAUAAACUGGCAAACAAGUAAAGAGCACCAACAUGAAUUUGUUACUGUUGGACUGUAUGAUUCGUCUUUUCCUAUUCAUGACCGUUUAACAGUAAACAUGGCCUCUAUUGUGUGGGCAAAAUACAGCAAUCAGGUACCAACAUCUGUAUGCAGUGAAAGUUGCCCACCAGGAACGAGAAAGGCUGUGAAAAAAGGAAAACCGAUCUGCUGCUUUGACUGCAUUCCAUGUGCUGCAGGGGAAAUCAGCAACAUGACAGUUCUGGGUAAAACAAUAGUGGUGUUGAUGGCGUUCAGAGCGACACUUCCGGGCAGUAACAUCAUGAAAUGGUUUGGGCCUCCACAGCAGAGACUCAGUGUUCUUGCUUUUACUUUAAUACAGGUCAUUAUUUGUGUUCUUUGGUUAAUAAUAUCUCCUCCGUACCCGUUUAAAAAUCUCAAGCAUUACAAAGAAAAGAUCAUACUGGAAUGUAAUCUGGGUUCUGUUGUGGGUUUCUGGGCUGUUCUGGGUUAUAUCGGGAUUUUGGCUCUUCUGUGUUUUGUUUUGGCUUUUUUAGCUAGAAAACUUCCUGAUAAUUUUAAUGAAGCUAAAUUUAUCACCUUCAGCAUGUUGAUAUUCUGUGCAGUUUGGAUCACUUUUAUUCCAGCGUAUGUCAGUUCACCUGGUAAAUUUACUGUAGCUGUGGAGAUUUUUGCUAUUCUGGCCUCCAGUUUUGGUUUGCUGUUCUGUAUUUUUCUUCCUAAAUGUUACAUAAUCAUCCUGAAACCUGAGAAGAACACCAAAAAACAACUGAUGGGAAAAUGA